Aspergillus saccharolyticus JOP 1030-1 is the source of this 3750-nucleotide messenger RNA. RefSeq lists its product as uncharacterized. Gene Ontology annotation, molecular function: zinc ion binding. Bases 1 to 3750 code for a protein of 1249 amino acids. The record is from RefSeq and is a predicted model, not a curated record. The transcript is spliced from 6 exons. Lineage: Eukaryota; Fungi; Ascomycota; Eurotiomycetes; Eurotiales; Aspergillaceae.
AUGGCCACUCCUACUGCUCCCACUCCAGCUGUGGGCCCCAGUACCUUGAUCACUGUCAAGGUCUUGUAUAAUGAGAACACUCGCCGCUUCAAAAUCCCGUUGAAAGAGCUUGGAGCUCGCACUUUACCCCAGAAUCUCCGCCAACUUCUCAGCGUUCCAGAAGACGCCAACGUGGUCUUCGAGCGGUACUCUGACAGUGCUGGCUCCUAUAUACACUUGGACAGCCAGAACCCGGCCGUUUACAAACAGCUCUACCGGGCUGCCAAAGCCAAACUCAAGCUGCGAAUCAAAGCCACGACUAUCGAUGAGACUGUCCUUCAGCCCUCGACGGAGGAAAUCCCGCAAGAACAACAAAAUACCUCUCGAUACAACUAUCUUGAAACUGUUCUAGGCUCUCCCCUUCCGGAAUGCCAGGCUGAAUUUCUGCCUACUACAGCUUCCGCAUCAGCAACCGACUUGGUCGACGACCUGGCCAGUCCCAUGCCAGUAGAGACUCAGACCACUCAGUGGGGUGCUGAGCCUACUCCUGAGCCGAAUUAUCGCGACUUCGUGUUCAACCACUCUCACUUCCCGGCUGUGUCCCAUGCGUCGUCUAGUGGCGUGUUCUGCAUCGACUGCAACCGUUGCGGUCUAUCCAUUCCCAAUGAACACUAUCAUUGCAGCAUUUGUGACGGUGGAGAUUACGAUCUCUGCCCCCAGUGUGUGAACAGCGGGGCUACCUGUCUCAACGAAGAGCACUGGUUGAUCAGACGGGUCGUCAAGGACGGUCAGGUCACCAUCAGUACCACUGAGACAGUUCCCCCCCGCAAGGUCGCUGUCGAUGAUAUCGAGGAGGUGCCUAUGGCGCCUGCGCCAGAACCAGUUCGUGAGCCUUCUCCUGAACCCGCCCCGGCUCCUGCUCCGGUUUCAGCUCCGGCUCCGGCUCCGGCCUCUGUGGCGCCAGGCCUCAGCAACGUCCGGAUCUGUAAUGACUGCCUCAAAGAAUCCGAGGAGAGCAAAAUGGUCUCGUGUGCCGAUUGUGCUGACUAUGACCUUUGCAUCACAUGCCUACUGAAAGACUCGCAUGGUCAUCACCCCGCCCACACUUUUGCCUUGGUCGAGGACCGACAGUUCGCCUUGAAGAGUAUUGUCCAGUCACGCUGCAACCCCGGACGUCACCAUCACCAUGCGGCGAUCUGUGAUGGAUGUGAGAAGCGUAUUAUCGGUGUCCGUCACAAGUGCUUGACUUGCCCGGAUUGGGAUUAUUGCAACGAGUGCUAUAAAAAGGUGUCUCAGCAACACCCCGGUCAUCGUUUCGCUCCCAUUUACGAUUCAAUCGCUGAACCUCUGACCAAUCACGCGGUGCACUACGGUAUUUACUGUGACGGUCCCCUGUGUCGAGCCAAGUCAUGCCCUACAUUCAUCACUGGUACUAGGUACAAGUGUUCCGUAUGCCAUGAUACCGAUUUCUGCGCCAGUUGCGAGGUCCAUCCGACAAACACGCAUAAUCGAACUCACCCCUUGCUCAUGCUCAAGACGCCGGUGCGUGAUGUUCGGAUCAGCACCUUCAAUGAGGCCGAGCAAGGAGUGACUACGCUCGGCGAUUGUCUUCCGAAGUCUGUCUCAACAGAAUCUGCUACUCUGGGUGAACCUGAGCCUCCGGUCCAGGAAGCACCCGAACCAGUGAAGCAAGCUGUCGAGGAGGCAGAACCUGCGAAGGAGGCAGAACCCGUGAAGGAGGCAGAACCCGUGAAGGAAGCAGAAUCUGUGAAGGAGGCUAGCCCUGUUUCACAUACCGCGCCGGGCUCAACUCUGGCUGUGGACUCUGCGUCUGGAUACCAGGCUUUUUUUAUCCGUGACACAAUUCCUGACGACACGGUCAUGGCCCCUAACACACUUUUCCAGCAGACGUGGACUCUCUUCAACCCCGGUCCAUCGCCUUGGCCCGCUGGGACAGAUGUGCGGUUUGUUGGCGGCGACUCAAUGUUCAAUGUGGACACCAACCACCCAUUGAGCCUGAAUUCCAUCGCCGCAGCUAUGGAGAGCAACAAAUUGAGUCAGCCUCUAGAGCCUGGUCAAAGUGCCGACUUUACAGUGACCCUUAAGACACCUAGCCGUCUCGGUACUGCCAUCUCUUAUUGGCGGCUCAAGCUACCUACCGGGAUGCCGUUCGGCCACCGUUUGUGGUGUGACAUUCAAGUUCGCGAGGUGAACGAGGCCCCGGUGGAGGAAGAUCGCAAGGCUGCUCCUGCUGAGAAGGCAGGCUCAUCCGAACUCACUGGCAGUCAAAUGAUUUUCCCCAAGCUGGAGAAGGAGUCUCCGGAGUCGAGUACACACGAGGCUGCAACCACGGCUCCCUCAGCUCGCUCGGUGUCUCACCGCUCAGAGCUGGAUGUGCUGGAUGACAUGGACAGUUUGACCUUGGAUGAUGAGACGGACGUUGGUCUCCUGACAGAUGAGGAGUACGACAUCCUCGACGCCAGCGACCAAGAGUACCUGGAGGCCAAGUCUCAGCAUUACUCUCUCAAUCUCGCCAUCCUUGUCCUGAUGGCGGCCACUCUCUAUGGCCCCGUUUGUCACUGGCUCACUGUCAUAGGAGUCUUCCGAGCCGCCAUCGACGUCGUCUUGACAGAGGCCCACAAAAUCCACACGAUCGAGGACACUAUGCAAUGCGAGGAUAUGCAUUACUACCCACCUUCGGGUCAGAUCUUCGCAGCCUGUGAAGAUUCCUUCUUGCCCCGAUUCAAGUGGUUUCCACCACUGGGACAGUUGGAGGGACCAGCUCAAUCGACGGGUUCAUUUCACGUCAUUGAUCCCGAGACCCUCAAGUCCACGCGACUUGCAUUCGACAACUUCUCCGGGCCCUUUGUUACGCAUGGCAUUGAUCUUGUUGCCGAUCCGGACCGCGCAGAUGCGGUUUACAUCUAUGCUAUCAACCAUCUGUCGAAUCCGGACUACUUCGACAACCCCUCGACUGAAGGCGUUCCGAAGGCACGCUCCCAAAUUGAGCUCUUUCAUCAUGUCUUGGGGUCGAACGCCGUCCGUCAUGUCCGCUCGAUUUUCCAUCCCUUGAUUGUCACGCCAAACGAUAUCUACGCCGAAAGCCUACACUCAAUCUACGUAACCAAUGAUCACUUUUACCGGGAAGGCAUGAUGCGCACGGUCGAAGAUAUACUACCCCUGGCAAAAUGGACCAACGUCAUUCAUGUGAAAGUCGAUCAUCUGCAGUCGAGAGAUGCAGCUACAGGCAUCGAUGCUGUCGUAGCAUCCCAGGGUUUCCAGAAUCUCAACGGACUGGGACAUGGACAAUCCAAGGAUGAAAUGCUGCUGGCCAGUGCCGCUGGAGGUAUCAUGUAUCGUGCCUGGGCAAACCGCGACAACCGCACGCUCUCGGUCGUGGAUGAGUUUGCGUUCGAGAGCACGAUUGAUAACCCGACCUACUAUCACGACCCUUAUGCCACUCCCGAGGACGACGCCAGCGGAUAUGUGGUUGGUGGUCUAUUGCGGGCCGUGGAUUUGCCUCGCACUCAUUCUGACCCGAACGCACAAGAGGGCGUCAUGGUGUGGCAUCUACGUCGUCAUGUCGGAGACGCAACGGACCCGGAAUGGGAGAAGCGACUUCUUUUCGAGGACGACGGAAGUAAUAUCCGAUCUGCCAGCACGGCCCUGUUACUUCCGAUGGAGCCCAAAACAUCCGCGGAGAAAACAGGAAUGUUGUUUGUGACCGGUUUUCUGUCGAAACAUAUCAUUGCUGUGGAGGUCCCAUUGUAG